Messenger RNA from Pediculus humanus corporis (human body louse), 3498 nucleotides. RefSeq lists its product as uncharacterized. The coding region runs from base 1 to 3498 and encodes 1165 amino acids. Lineage: Eukaryota; Metazoa; Arthropoda; Insecta; Psocodea; Pediculidae. The transcript has 4 exons. The record is from RefSeq and is a predicted model, not a curated record.
AUGAAGAUAACUACUGCAGUUGCGUCGGAUGAUGCUUCGACAUCGGAUGCAUCGUCGGAAGAAAUGGACAAUUCAGCAACGGAAAUAUCAACGGAUUCGGAAUUCGAACACGAUGGUACGACUCAAACGCGUCACGAAAUACCCGACAUAUUGAUAACGGAUCACUUGAGGAGAAACAGGGCGUGCGAAGACGUUAAAAAAGUUCAAGUGAAAUCCGGAAACAUACCCAAAACGAAUCGUCACGACUCGGGGAAAGGAGUCAAAUUGGAAUUUCUACCCCUGGUCGAAUCGAAAUCCGCGAGCGUUUUGUCUAAAAACACGAUAAAUUCCGCUCUGUCCAAACCUGCUCCCCUUUUCAAUCCUCGCAAGGGAGAUUACAUGUUGAGCAAAACUCAAUCGACGGAAGGGAUCGCGACGAAAAUAUCACUCGAAUUGAGAAAGAAAUAUUUGUUGGGAAAUGCGGGAGCUUUGAAUCCCAUAUCGAAAUCUGGAUCCGCCACUGUUCUCGAUUCCAAGCUAAAAAAUUUCGCUUCGAACAUAUCCGAGUGUCAGAAAUUGUUGAAUCCGGGCAACGAAAUCAGUCCCACAAUGCAAGCGUUUUUGCAAACUUCGCAAAAGAAAAUUCCUCCGACGUCGCCGACGAUAAUCACGCCUCCUCUCAAUCUCCCGCCUACGAGCAUGAUUUUAAGAAAGCAAAAAGAAUUGCCCCUAGGGGAAAAAGACUUCAUUCACGUGUGUGGGAAAUUGAAUCAAAAUGGUCAAAAUGAUCAAAGGUCGAAAAUGAAUGUUUUGAAUGAGAACGUACGGGAAAAAAAUAUGGCAGCCAUUCGGAAGCAAGAGGACAUUCAAAAUAAAAAUUCUAUUAUAGAAGAAAAUAAGGAAAAUGAAGGGGUUCAUCAAUUGCAGAGAAUCGAUGAUAAAUCUUUCGAAACUCCCGAUUGUCGGCCGAGGAGUCCCGUUUACGAAACGUCGAUUCUCGUGCCGCAAAUCCCUUGGAAAGUUCAAAAUUCAUCGGAAAAUUUAAGCGUGUCCUUGUCGGAAUCCGAGUCGGAAACGGAAACGAGCAGUUCGGAAAACGAGCCGAAAAAAGAAAGACUGAAACAUCAACCGCCACGAUUGGAAAUUCAUAAUUCAAAGGGUGAACUCAUGGACGAAGAAGGUUUCGAACCGGAUUCUUUGCAGGGAUGCGAAGAAGAAGUUCCCAUGUCAAUAACGAAGCAGAUCGAAUUAGCCAGGAGUAAAAUAGACGAACUUAAAAAUUCUAUGAGGAAAAAAGAUGACGAUGAUCCGAAAUCGAUUCCGGAAGAAAAACCCGUCGUCGUCACCUCGUUGUUGGACGAAAAAAAAAAACAGGGGCCACUGGUGGAAGGACAGCAAAAAAAUUCAGAUAAAGUUCGUAAGAACUCGCUUUCUUUGUCUCUCUCCAAAGAUAAGCCAAUGGAGAGUGGAGCUAAAGGAACCGGAAGUUGUCCUUCUUCCCCUGGAUCAGUUGACGAAUCGUGUAAUACUUUCGCCCUUCUCACCGAAACCGAGCUAUCGGAUUGGGCAAGAGACGGGGACAAUUGUGUAUCCGAAGAUUUGGAUGAUAUUGAAAAUAAAAUGAACAUAGAAGUGAGCGUUGCCAAUCACAAGCCGAAAGAAACGAAAAAACCCAAAAGCCUCGAUUUACCAAAUAAAGGUUACACACACGUUUGUGGUAAAACGGAAGCACCUCGACUAUUGGCAAGCAAUGAAAAUUUAGAUUUUAUGGAUACGGACGUGAGCGAAAUGGAUUCGAUAUCGGCAACGAAUAACGCUCUCCUUCAAAGUCGCGGAUAUUUUCGUUUUGUCAACGAAGACGAAUUGGCAACGCCGGUUGUCGAAAUACAAAAUACCCUAUUACCGUCUAACAAAUCACCCGAUCAAUCGAAUUCAAGUUCAUCCACUUCGAAAAGUAAUUCGAAUACUUCUUCCAACGAACAAAAAUAUCGACCGUUACCCCUCAACAGCGCCGAAGUCAAAGAAGAUUUGACGACGGAGGAAUCGACAACGAGCGAACAAACAACAAUUAAAAAUUGUCCAACGACUCCGAGUAAAAGUUUUAACGUGAAUGAAAAGUCAUUCUAUUCUCCUUUGCUCGACAUGUCACCCAUCACUCCGACGGGACCCAAAAUCGAAAAUGGCAUAACGCGACCAAGAAGCGAACUCAUCGAGGGAAAUCAAGAAUACGAAGAAUACAUUCGAAAUCUUCAAGGUCGGAUUUCGCCUUUUCAUAACGUUCGAGACUCCAUCGAUUAUAGAAAGUCGAAACAAAAAGUUGUCAAAAUGGAUGGCGCCGAAAAUAAAUACAAGAUACCGGAAGUGGACGAAGAAAAGGUGGAUAAAUUGGAGGGUGGUAGAGAAAAAGUCGGAGAGGACUCUGCGGAAAAUCCCAAUUUGAUAAAUACGACGAGUAAAAAACUUCAAGAGAUAUCUCGCGAAAGGAUUUUGCAAAAGGAUUUAGUUCACGAAAUGGUUUUGAAAAAAAUCGGUCCGGGUAAAAAAUUACCCGCGGAAAGGAAAAAUAGAAAGAUUACGAGGACCGGAUCCAGACUCUCCGGACCUCCUAUCAUACCGAACGGAGAUUUCAAAAUCGAAGAUUCGAAACCGGAAAAGGAAUCGAAUAAUUAUUCAGAAGUGCCUUUUGUAUGCGACACGUCCGAUAAUCAAACUUUUCAUACUCCUCCGACGUCUUUCCGACCCGGAACCAAAUACUCUAACCUUCCCGACACUCCCCUGACCAAUCCGGAAGCUUUCAUUAUGUCUAUGGAUUCAAAUUUUUCUUUUAAAACCCCGACGAUUCCUCCGAGAGAGAAAAAAAUGACGAAAGAGGGAGGAAACGUGGAUAAACUUCGAGAGGAUGCGAGAGCGAGAGUAAGACUCAUGUCGAACGAGGAUUUGGGUUUGAGUCCGGAAGAAAAAAUGAAAUCGAUACGGGAAAAAGUGAGCAAGUUGUUGGAAUCGCCGAUGACGAAAUCCGAGAAAAAUCUUUUCGAAACUCCCAAGAGGUCAGAGGUCAAAGGAAAAGAGAGCGGUGUGAAAAAAUCGAAUAGUAGUUUGAAGAAAAACGAUUCGUUUCUUUCGAAAUCGAGUUCGACGUCGAAAGUAUUCGAAAAACUUCGUGGACUCGACAAACCGAGUUUGGGAUUAAAAUCCGGACAGAAAUCCACUUCGGAUUUAGCAACGACGAGUUUAAAAGAUGAUGAUCCCAUGUUGAAAUCCCCGAGCAGUCCGAGCACGAGCAAUUCAUCCGGAACGAAGACUGAAACGGCGGAUAAAAAACGUUCGAGGGAUCGGGAAAGGCGGAAAAGCAUAAUACAAGCCGUUUCGGAUUUUUUUCAUAAAAAAUCACCGUCGCCGUCGAAAUCGCCUUCGCCUCCCAAAACUGCCGAUAAAUUUUCGACAAAAUUUAAACUCGCCGCUAAACCUAAGGUAAAUACCCGCGCCUUAAUCCGCGCUAAUCCCUAUUCGGCGCUUUAA